Messenger RNA from Durio zibethinus, 609 nucleotides. The record is from RefSeq and is a predicted model, not a curated record. NCBI's taxonomy places the organism in Eukaryota, Viridiplantae, Streptophyta, Magnoliopsida, Malvales, Malvaceae.
AUGGAGGUGAAAGGAGUGAAGCUUAAGGUCCUUGGGAGGGGAGCAUAUGGUGUGGUACAUUUGGUGGAAACGACUUCUCCUUGUUCUGGGCUGUUUGCUGUAAAAUCUGCUCCUUUAACAAAGUCUUUUUCUCUUUCCAAGGAAUGGGAAAUAUUUAAAAAGUUUAUAGGUUGCCCAAAUAUUGUUCAAUGUUUUGGUGGUUUCACGAGUUUUGAACGAGAUGGGGGAGGAUACAUCCAUUCUGAUCUUAAACCAGAAAAUAUUUUGGUUUUUCCAUCUCAGACCGGUUCUGAUUUGAAUACUUUAAAGAUUGCGGAUUUCGGGUUAGCUAGACAAUGUGGGGAAAAAGAUAUUCCACAACUUUGGGAAUAUGGUUUUCGAGGUACAGCAGAUUAUAUGUCACCAGAAUCUGUGAUGGGAGAAAUCAGUGGUGCAUUGGAUAUAUGGUCACUCGGUUGCAUUAUUGUUGAGAUGAUUAGUGGGAAAAUGCCAUGGAACUAUAGGCAACCUGAAAGAUUUGAGAAACAAGCUUUUGAAUGGAGAAUCACCCAAAAUCCCAGAAAACAUGUCAAGUAUUGGGAAGGAUUUCUUAACAAAGUGUUUUGCUAG